Thecamonas trahens ATCC 50062 is the source of this 3047-nucleotide messenger RNA. RefSeq lists its product as uncharacterized. The transcript has 2 exons. Bases 281 to 2845 code for a protein of 854 amino acids. NCBI's taxonomy places the organism in Eukaryota, Apusomonadida, Apusomonadidae. The record is from RefSeq and is a predicted model, not a curated record.
CGCACGGCUUUCCACCUGACUUUCCGAGUGCACGCCAUCCACCCGCGCACACACCACACUCAUCCACAACCGGUGAAGGACAUAAAGAGCCCAUCAAGAGGCGAUUGCACCACAUCCUGUCCAGUUUGCUCUUUGGCUCCUUCCAACAGAUUAGGCGGUGAGAAAGGCUCGAUAGCAAGAAGCACCUGACGAGGCCACAAGAAGCUGACACUCGGAUUCAUUUUUUUUUGGGAGCCCCACACCCCCCCGCCACAAGCACCACUUUAUCAACCGUAUCUUCAUGGCCACCCGUGCGCUGAGCGCUGUGCGCCAGACUGAGGUGAGCGAGAUGAACCUGGGCGCUGCGAGCAAGGGCAAGGCCGCUGAGGGCAUGCCUGCUGCUGCAGCCUCCAAGAAGCGGCGGUGGGAGGCCGUCGAGGGAAAGAGCGCGCCGUCGAGCGGAUCCGACAUGCCGGUGCCGUCGACGCGCGGCUCGCAGCGGCCGCGCAAGCGGUCGAAAACGUCUACGGCGCAGCCCAAGUCGCGGUCGCGGGCCAAGAAGCCGGUGGUGACCGACCAGGCCGUCGCCGACCUGGUGGCCAACACCAUUGUGCCGUCUGUGGUGCGCGAGCUCAAGGGCCUUCGCAUCAACGGCUCGCAGGUGACGUGCUGGGUCGACAAGCGGCGCGGCAACACCGGAAAGCACCUUCUCCGCGAGAACGUGUUCUACUGGCAGGUGCAGGCCAAUCGGCGCCACGUGUUCUCGGGCUGGCACUCGCCGGACGAGGUGGUGGCGCGGGUUCGGUCUGUGGUUGCCGACCACGAGGCCAAUGGCGGAACGCAGACUCCGCGGUCGGGGCGGUCGUCGGCGGCAUCGUCACGGGCCGGCUCACCGUUCUCGCGGCCUUCGGGACCGGCAACGCGGGCGCCGUCCAAGCAGCCGACGCCUGGCGGCUCGCCGCGAGCCUCGGCUUCCGGCAUGGCCUUUCCGUCGCCGUCGAGCAAUCUGCCGCCGGCGUCGCGGCCGUUCCACUCGCUGACCUUUGACUACGACGAGGCCGGCGUGCCUAUCAUCGAGCCGUACCUCAUGCCGCUGCGGUUUGGCGGCGAGCCGCUUGUGGUCUACAUCCACAACGAAAAGGGCGAGCACAAGAAGCGCAAGUCGGUGUACUUCUGGACAAUCGUGGCCGGCAACACCCGCCUGCUCCACGGAUGGUACUCGGCGCGAACGAUUGUCAAGCGCAUGCGGCUGGCUUGCCGCCAGGGCCCUGGCUCGUACAAGGAGGGCCGCCCGGUCAAGCCACGGCAUCUCGGCUCGCUCUACUCGCCGUUGGUCUCGCCGGCCGUCUCGCCGCGCUCCUCGCCGCCGCCGUCGGGCCUCGCUACCUACUCACCGCACGACGCCGCUCGUCUCCGCGACGCUGCGUCGCGGCUGCAGGGUCACGUCGCGUCGCAGCGGUCGCGGCUGUCGGCGCCCACCGCACCGCAUCCGCAGGAGCAGCCCUCGCGCGCGCGCCAGCCGGUUCGCCGCCGCAUCCGCACCUCGCGCUCGCGGCCGAGCGCUGCUGAUCCUCCCGUCGACGCGCUUGCCUACGCCAACCGCUACUACUGGGCGUACAUUGCCGACCCGACGGUAGUCCAGGUCGAGGAGGAGGCCGACCAGUCGCCGUACUCGUCCGAGUACGAGUACGUCGAGGCCGAGGUGUUCGACCCGGCGUCGUCUGCUGUCGCUGCCACCGGCGAGCUCUACGACGUCCUGCCCUCGCACGAGCGCGAGCUGAUGAAGUCGCAGUUCUGGGCCGCCCUCAAGCCGUCGACGGCGACGUCGGUCGACCCGCGCUCGACGGCCGAGUACGUCGAGUCGCAGGUCAACGCCGCGCUCGCCGCGCACUCGGUUGCCUCGGCUGGUUUUACCGCUCAGCUCGACGUUGCCCGCGGCGUGCACCCGCUCAAGCGCCACACCUACUACUUCCGGGUCUACCUCCGCGACGCGCUCUUUUUCCAGGGCUGGUACCACCCAGGCCAGCUGCUCGACCUCGUCAAGGCUGCCGCUGACAAGCCGGCGACAAAGGCCGUUGCGCCGAGCCUCUCCUCGCCGCCGACAGACUCGCCGGCCGACUCGCCGGUCAUUGUCGCUACCCGUGCUGUCGUCUCGUCUGAGCUCGAGUCUGCGCCGCCAUCGCCGUCGGUCGAGCUCGCGCCGCCCGUGCCGGCGUCUGAGGCCAGCUCGGACAUUGACGACGCGUCGGAUGUCGAGGUUGCCGAGAUCCAGGCUGCGCUCGUCAACCUGACGAUUAACGGCGAGCCGCUGGUGGCCACGCCCGGAGCCGCAACCACCCGCGCCGAUGGCCGGCGCCAGUGGUCGCUCUCGCAGCGCGCGCCCGAGGUUGCAGGCUCGGACGUUCUCCUUGCCGGCUGGUUCAAUCGUGACAUGCUCCUGGCCGCCGCCAACAUCCUCGCCGACGAGUCGCCCAACUCGCCCUUCCCGCCCUCUCGCGACCUUCCGGCCUCGAUCCAGCCGCACCUGCCGCUGCUCAAGCGUAUGGCCGCCGCCCUCGUCGGUGUCGUCUUCCGUGGCUCGCGCGUCGUGCCCUCGAUCCGCUUUGCCCGUGGCCUCUACCCCUUUGGCCGCGCCGUCUACCACUGGACCGUCGCCACCGCUAACGCCCACAUCACUUCAGGCUGGCUCGCCCUCCCGACUCUCCUCGAGAGGGUCAUCGCCGUCCUCGACGUCAACGAGCCCAACAACGACCCGGACUACUUUAUCCAGGCUCUUGGGCUCGACUCGCACCCGGCGCCCAUGGAUGAAGUCUCGGCCUCGCGCAAUCCUGUCGCUCUCCUCAAGGCAGCCUUUAUGCAGCAAUGAGCUGUUGGCAUGUCGCCUUGUCGCUUCUUGCGUGACGACCAAGCAUCAUCCCCCCUUUCCCCUCCCUCACCCAGAUCUCCCUAGGUCCCCUUGGACCGAACAUCAUCACUGCAACCUCUCCUCAUCAUCAUCAAGUCUCCCUACCUUCCACACUUUCUCUCUCUCUCUUUCUCUCUCUCCAUAAAGAACAAUUCCAAUCACA